Molecule: messenger RNA, 1631 nt
Organism: Cyphomyrmex costatus
Lineage: Eukaryota; Metazoa; Arthropoda; Insecta; Hymenoptera; Formicidae
Product: prostaglandin reductase 1
Exons: 4
Coding region: 137-1147 (336 amino acids)
Biological process (GO): prostaglandin metabolic process
Cellular component (GO): cytoplasm
Molecular function (GO): 15-oxoprostaglandin 13-reductase [NAD(P)+] activity; 2-alkenal reductase [NAD(P)H] activity
Source: RefSeq, a predicted model, not a curated record
UCAUUGUUGGUGCUUCAUCACGCGAUUGUCAUUAUUCGUUUCCUCUUCGUGAUAAUAGAUAUAGUAAUAACGAAAUCAUAGCGACGGGAUUGAACCUAAUUACGGAAUUAGAAAGUGUUGAACACUAUCACGCAAAAUGGUGAAGGCGAAAAAAUACGUACUGAUAAAUUAUUUCGUGAAUCAACCAAAGCCGACGGAUCUAAAAUUAGUGGAAGAGGAGUUGCCACCGUUGCAAGAUGAGGAAUAUCUCGUUGAAGCUGAAUACUUUUCUGUUGACCCAUAUAUGAGACUUUACGUGCUAAACUUUCCACUUGGGACUACAAUGAUUGGUGGUCAGGUCGCCAAGAUUAUAGAAUCCAAGAACCCGACCUUCCCGGUUGGUAAGAGGAUAGUCGGAUACCUAGGCUGGAGAACUCACACAAUUAUCAGCCCAAAUAUCGACAACUCGUUUGCCCAACAAAAACCGUACCUUUUGCCAGACAUAGGUGAUCUACCGUCGUCUCUUAGUCUUGGCGUGCUGGGAAUGCCUGGCAAUACCGCAUAUUUCGGCUUGUUGGAGAUAUGUAAACCGAAAUCUGGCGAAACAAUCGUCAUCAGCGGAGCCGCAGGUGCGGUCGGCUCACACGUGGGCCAGAUCGCCAAAAUUCUGGGCCUAAAUGUUAUCGGUAUAUGCGGCUCCGACGAGAAAUGCAAGUGGCUUGUUGAGGAAAUGGGUUUCGAUUUUGCCAUCAAUUACAAGACCAUGCCAGUCGCAGCCAGAUUACGCGAAGUUGCUCCGCAAGGCGUGGAUUGCUACUUUGAUAAUGUUGGUGGAGAUAUCUCCGGUAUAGUCAUGUAUCAAAUGAAUCUAUUUGGUCGAGUAGCCGUGUGCGGCAGCAUAUCGAGCUACGACGCGGAUACCUCGUCCUUGCCUAAAUGUGCAAUCUUACAACCUGCUCUAGUGACAAAUCAACUGAAGAUGGAAGGCUUUAUUGUUAGACGUUGGUUGGAUCGAUGGAAUGAAGGAGUCAUUCAGAAUUUGCAAUGGAUACGCGAGGGCAAGUUGCGUUACCGUGAAACUGUAACAAAAGGUUUCGAGAACAUGUUUGAUGCUUUUAUCGGCAUGCUGCACGGCGAUAACACCGGCAAAGCGAUCGUCCAGGCAUAGAUAUAUAUAUUAAUGCACGCGCGUUCAAGCUGGACAAAGAUGCAGCUAAAACCUACUCGUCGCGAGCGAUUGAAUGCGAGUGAUUAAUUGAAUGAUACUAUAAGUAACAAUCCAUUAUAUUCAAUAAUCAUUUGCUCGGCGAGAAGAAUUUUAUAAUUGCAUUUGCAAUGUUUUCUAUAUUUUGGAGAUGGAGAUAGAAAGAGAAUGGGUUUCGAAUCUUUCGUACUUAAUUAUUUUCAAAGAUCCUUAAUGUUUUUAAAUAAUAAUCAGGCGUUUAGACGUUUAAAGAGCCGGAAUUAAUUAGCGUAAGUUUGGGAAUUAAAAACGUUUGUUUGCGUUUCGUCCAAAAUUUGACGAUCCGUGUGAUCGAAAUAAAGAGAGAAAGAGAGAAUAUAUGGGUAAACGUUGGAACGGACGCUUUGUAUCGCAGAUGCACGCACAAAGGCAAAUCCUGAUGUUUGAUCAAUAAAAAUGUUUUAUAAAA